Molecule: messenger RNA, 588 nt
Organism: Suillus discolor
Lineage: Eukaryota; Fungi; Basidiomycota; Agaricomycetes; Boletales; Suillaceae
Exons: 4
Coding region: 1-588 (195 amino acids)
Source: RefSeq, a predicted model, not a curated record
AUGGCUCGACGUCAUACUGUAUCUUAUGGUAAAUUGUCGCAGGCACAGCUAAAGAGAUGCUCGUCGAGGCACGACAAAGAUCCAUUUCAGUACAACUUCAUGCGACCCAUGACACUGACCCAUCAUGUCCGCAGACUACAACAACUUAAACCCAAAAAAUUUGUACAGCUCCCGACAGCUAACCAGAUCGUCCUUUACUAUUGGGAUAGAGUCGUGCAAGCCACCAAUGGUCCACCAGAGCUAAUUCAGGACGCUCCAACGGCGGUUUUCCCGGUGCGUUUUCUCCUCCAGGCCAUGGUCCUGUUCAAGGAAAAUCUCUCGAGAUGGAUGCCGUUUCGCAAAGGUGGCUUAAAAACUGAGACUAGUAUUGACUGUCUUUGGGAGUUGUGGCCCUAUGCUGAUGAGAGUCGCCCAGCUCUUUCACAAGAGUUUGUCGAGGAUGCCGUCCGGCUUCUCGUGACACGUUUCAUCCCCUUGAACCUGGCAGAUCUCGAGGGUUGGAUGUCUGAUCCAGAAGAGUGGGUCAAUCUAGAAGACAAAGAAGACGAUCAAUGGGAGUAUGAAUUCCAUGUGGUGAAUGCAUCUUGA